UCAGUGCAGCUCCCAGCCGCCAAAGUGUCUAGACUAGCACAUGAUGGUAGUCAGCCAAUGGCUCCAGCGCUCUCCUCGGGGGCCCCGCGUGUGUGUGCGUGCGUGUGUGUGUGUACGUGUGAGCGAGAGAGAGAGAGAGCGAGAGAGAGGAAAGGAAAGGGGGGAGUGAAAAGGAGAGAAACAGGGAAAGAAAGCGAGCUGGCUUGCUUGCAGUUUGCUUGGACUUCUGAAGAGAGAAGCAGGAAUGCGCUUCUUGCUCCCCGGGAUCGCUUCUCUACUUGGCGUCCGCUCGCAUGGAUCCAUUGUUGGGAUUGUAAAAAAAAACAAAAGAGAAGAGAAGCAGUGACGUCUCAAGAGGACGAGGAUGUUAAUACCCCGUGCGUCGUCGUUUUGGGAUUUAAUCGUGGCUUCCGCGCUCGGCGUGUAACAAACAAACCAAAGUGGCAAACUUUCGAGUCUGCAUUUUGGAGCUUGGCGGUGCUACUUUUCUUUUCUCCUUGCCCCCCCUCAAUGAUGGACCUCCGCGUUUUUUUUCGUAGCUGACUUGUAAAGAAUCCGACGAGACGCUUUUCAUCUGGCUGCAUUUGUGCACGGUAUGGUCGCUAAUGUUCUUCUCUUGCGCGUAGACGCAAGCAGUGCGUCGCGCGUCUAAUGUUGCCGCUUGGACAGCAGCGGUCGUCGGUCGGCUGCGCAUGCCUUGCACGGCCUUUCGCUCACUUCUUCAUGUCGAGUGUGCGCAACGUUGGGACAGCCGUACACGAGUAAGCCUCCCUCCCACCCCCCAACCCUAAUAGAUAGUCAAGUUGUCGUAUGUUCAGGACGAAACGCUCAGGUCUUGUGCGGCGACUCUGGAGAAGCCGUUUGAUUCCAGAUAAAGAGGGGGACGAUGGAAAUGGCCAAACUAGCGAGGGGUGCAGGGACGAUGUGUUCGCAAACAACCCGCAGAAGAUUCCCAAAACGGAGUUCCGACCGGUGACCCCCAGCGGGAACGCCGGGGGCCCCGUGGAGGCGGUGGACCAAGAUGGGGACGCUGGGUGCGUGCAGGACCAACGGGGUCCCCGCUCCGCGCAGGACAGCGACUCCAGGACGGUGACGUGCUGCUUAUUUAAAGAGCGGGACCACUCCGAGCUCAGGGCUCCGGAGGCGGCCCCGGGUAGCAGGGACCCCCCCGGGUCGUGCCACUUGGCCUUCAGGGGCCUCGGCCAGAGGGACGCCGGAACCCCCGAGGCCGGCCAGGAGGCCAUGCCGCGCACCUUGCACGAGCAAGAACUCAAGUCGGCCACGCACUCGCUUUUGAAAAAGCUCAAGGAGAAGGCGCUGGAUACUUUACUGGAAGCGGUGGAGUCCAAAGGCGGCCUCCCCAGCGACUGUGUGCUGGUGUCCCGGACUGAGCUGAAGCUGGGCGGCUUUGUGGCUCCCCCGCAGCUGCUGGUGUGUAAACUGUACCGCUGGUCCGACCUCCAGCACCCGGCCCAGCUCAAACCGCUCUGUGAGUGUAAGAGCUGUUGGGGCCCGGACAGUCCGACUGUAUGCUGCAAUCCUUAUCACUACAGCCGCCUCUGUGGGCCAGAGUCACCCCCACCUCCAUAUUCAAGGCUGUCCCCUAAUGAAGAACACAAGCCACUGGACCUGUCAGACUCCACAUUGUCUUACACUGAAACCGAGGCGGCCGGCUCACCCAACGUCACUCUGGGGGAAUUCUCAGAUGCCAGCAUGUCACCCGACGCCCCCAAGCAGAACCACUGGUGCAACGUGGCGUACUGGGAGCACCGCACGCGCGUGGGCCGCCUCUACACAGUGUACGAGCACUCCGUCAGCAUCUUCUACGAUCUACCUCAGGGCACGGGCUUCUGCCUGGGCCAGCUCAACCUGGAGCACCGCAGCAGCACGGUGCAGCGCACGCGGGGCAAAAUCGGCUACGGCAUCCUCCUCAGCAAAGAGCCGGACGGCGUGUGGGCGUACAACCGCAGCGAGCACCCCAUCUUUGUCAACUCGCCCACGCUGGACGCGCCCAACGGCCGCAGCUUGGUGGUGCGCAAGGUGAUGCCGGGCUUCUCCAUCAAGGUGUUUGACUACGAGCGCUCGUGCCUGCUGCGCUACGCGGCCGAGCUGCCGGACGGACCUUACGACCCCAACAGCGUGCGCAUCAGCUUCGCCAAGGGCUGGGGGCCCUGCUACUCCAGACAGUUCAUCACCUCCUGCCCCUGCUGGCUGGAGAUCCUUCUCAACAACCACAGAUAACACGGACCCACCCGCGCACCAUCCCAAAUAUCGUCUACCUAGAUUUAAUAUAAAGUUUUAUAUAUUAUAUGAAAUAUAUAUUAUACUUGUAAAUACGGAGUCCUUUUUACAAUGUCAUUAUUUAUGUAUGGUGCAAUGUGUAUAUGGACAAGAGGAAAAAAAAAUGGAAAUGCACUUUGGCUUAUAUAUAUAUAUAUGAUAUAGAAAUAUACGUAUAUAAAGAUAAAGAGAAUUUCAAUACCAAUUUGAGAAAUUAUACAGCAAAAUUAGGGCCCAGUCUGGAUUUGGUGUAUCGUUUUGUUAUACUGUUAAGAUCCAGACGAAAAGCUAACCAUUCACACAUUGAAAAUAAAGUAUUCGCAUCAUAAGUCA
Molecule: messenger RNA, 2613 nt
Organism: Syngnathus acus (greater pipefish)
Lineage: Eukaryota; Metazoa; Chordata; Actinopteri; Syngnathiformes; Syngnathidae
Gene: smad6b
Product: SMAD family member 6b
Exons: 4
Coding region: 811-2241 (476 amino acids)
Biological process (GO): cell differentiation; BMP signaling pathway; regulation of transcription by RNA polymerase II
Cellular component (GO): heteromeric SMAD protein complex
Molecular function (GO): transcription regulator inhibitor activity; I-SMAD binding
Source: RefSeq, a predicted model, not a curated record